This is a messenger RNA of Agrilus planipennis (emerald ash borer), 1302 nucleotides long. Its product is annotated as putative ribosome-binding factor A, mitochondrial. The transcript is spliced from 7 exons. The record is from RefSeq and is a predicted model, not a curated record. The coding region runs from base 163 to 1242 and encodes 359 amino acids. Gene Ontology annotation, biological process: rRNA processing. Lineage: Eukaryota; Metazoa; Arthropoda; Insecta; Coleoptera; Buprestidae.
UGUAUUUAACCUCAAAUUUUAAACGUCAAAAUUGGCAAGAUGUAUCUUCAUUUAUAGUAAAUUAAGAAAUUUUUUCUAAGUAAUUGUAAGAUAGCCAAAAAUCAGCAGGCUGAAUGUGUGGUGUUAGAUACUUCCAUUAAUUGCUGUUAAAUUGAAAUUAAAAUGAUAAGCCUACUUAAAAAUGCUAAUAUUAGACUAUGCUGUGUUCGUUAUUUUCAUCAAACUGAAAUGCAACAAACCGUAUAUAAAGCCAUGGCUAAAAUUAUGAAGAAAUCACAAGGCAAAAAAAAAUAUAAAUAUAUUGAGGAUGCAUGUGUUGUAAGCCCUUCUGUAUUUAGUUCUGGUUCUUUAGAAGGUAAACAAUCUCCAAAUUCUAAACGAGCACAAAUAUUAAAUAAAUUAUUCAUGAGUUACAUUACUGAUCUAAUGGCAACUGGUGAAAACUCAUCUAGUUUUGUGGGAUAUGGAAUAGAAAUAAGUCAAGUUCAAGUGUGGCCUGAUUUUAAAGGUUUAAAUGUGUAUUGGGUAGCAAAAGGAACUAAAGAGGAUGAUAAUAUUGAGGAAUUAUUAAAAGUUAAUGCCAGAGCUCUUAGGCAUGAACUUACACAGCUUCAAGUAAUAGGAAUUGUUCCUAAAAUUACUUUUGUUAAGGACAAGUUAUAUGCAAAAUUAGCAGAAUUAGACAGUACAUUAAAAAAGGCAGAUUUUGGGGAUGAUUACACACCCACAGAUUAUUCAUCACAAUUAAAAUCAGAAUUGCAAAUAAAUUACAAAUUGGAUUCUGAAACAAAGCGCAAAAUAAAAAAUUUAGAAGAUGAGUGUGAAGAAUUACAUGAAAGUGAAGGUGAAACCGAUGUGGAUGUGUUACCUCCUAUGCCAAAUAAUUCGCUCGGGUUAGAUCACGAUAUUAUAAUGAAAAAGAUUGUAAGAGAUAUGAGCAAAUCCAAAACUGAACGUCAAAAAGUUGUUGACGUGGAAAUACCGAAGAUCUUUAUUAAAGGUCAGGAAAUUGAAUUUGUGGACCAAAAGGAACAAAAAGAAAUGUUUAAACAGUACCUCCAAAGACGACAGAUUAUGAAAGCUAAAGCUUCAAAGCAAAAGGAUCGUAGCCAAUUAAUAUUAGAAGAUAGUGAAAAUAUAAAAGAGAACACCUACGAAGAAGAACUUCUUCUAAAGUUACCCGAAUUUAAUACAGAAUACAUCGAGGAAGAAGAGGAGGAAGAAAAAACAUUUAGAUAUUAAUGUUCUUUAAAUGAGUUGUACUAUUUAAAGUACAAGAAAAUAAAUCGUGUUUACAAAAUA